Epinephelus lanceolatus (giant grouper) is the source of this 5282-nucleotide messenger RNA. It is a transcript of the gene top2a, whose product is annotated as DNA topoisomerase II alpha. Gene Ontology annotation, biological process: DNA topological change; resolution of meiotic recombination intermediates; sister chromatid segregation. Gene Ontology annotation, cellular component: nucleus. The record is from RefSeq and is a predicted model, not a curated record. Lineage: Eukaryota; Metazoa; Chordata; Actinopteri; Perciformes; Serranidae. Gene Ontology annotation, molecular function: DNA binding; ATP binding; DNA topoisomerase type II (double strand cut, ATP-hydrolyzing) activity.
UUUCAAAUUUUCGAAGCGGGGCUUUGAAUCACUCAGCGUUUAGUGCAGUCGGGCAGAAGUUAGUUUUGGGAGUUAGGUGUGCAUUGGUUAGUUAUAAACGUAGUCAGAAACUGUUACUAGCACUAGGGGUUAGCAGUCAAUACAAGAAGAAUGGCUGAACCACUGAAGUCCCUCUUUGAAAACAAGCCGGUGGAGAAGACGAAGAAAGAUCCGAAGCGGCUGUCAGUGGAGAGGAUCUAUCAGAAGAAGACGCAGUUGGAGCACAUUUUGCUCCGACCGGACUCCUACAUAGGCUCUGUAGAGCCUGUCACCCAACAAAUGUGGGUGUAUGAUGAGGAUGAAGGACUGAACUGCCGUGAUGUGACAUUUGUGCCUGGGCUUUACAAGAUUUUUGAUGAGAUCCUUGUAAAUGCAGCUGACAAUAAGCAGAGGGAUAAGAACAUGAACUGUAUCAAGAUCAACAUUGAUGUUGAAAACAACACCAUCAGUGUGUGGAAUAAUGGGAAGGGUAUUCCUGUAGUGGAGCACAAGGUGGAGAAGGUCUAUGUGCCUGCUCUCAUCUUUGGACAGCUCCUUACCUCCAGUAACUACAAUGAUGACCAGAAGAAAGUCACUGGUGGACGCAAUGGAUAUGGUGCUAAGCUUUGCAACAUCUUUAGCACAAAGUUCACCGUAGAGACUGCCUGUAAAGAAUCAAAGAAGACCUUCAAGCAGACUUGGUAUGACAACAUGGGCAGGGCAGGUGAUAGUAACAUCAAAUCCUUUGACGGAGAGGAAUACACCUGCAUCACCUUCAAGCCGGACCUCGUCAAGUUUAAAAUGACCAUCCUGGACAAAGAUACGGUGGCUCUGAUGACCAGGAGGGCAUACGACAUCGCUGGAUCCACCAAAGGUGUCCGUGUGUACUUCAACGGCAAGAAGCUGCCAAUUACAGGUUUCCGUAGCUACGUGGACAUGUAUGUAAAGGACAAGGUGGACGAGCUUGGCGGUGCCCUCACUGUAGUCCACGAGAUUGUCAACGAGCGCUGGGAGGUCUGCCUCACCAUGAGUGAGAAAGGUUUCCAGCAAGUCAGCUUUGUCAACAGCAUCGCCACGACCAAGGGAGGGAGGCACAUCGACUACGUGGCCGACCAGGUGGUUGGCAAGCUCAUUGAAGUGGUAAAGAAGAAGAAUAAAGCUGGGGUGGCUGUCAAGCCUUUCCAGGUGAAGAACCACCUGUGGGUGUUUGUCAAUUGCCUGGUUGAGAACCCCACCUUUGACUCUCAGACCAAAGAGAACAUGACUCUGCAGCAGAAGAGCUUUGGAUCAACUUGUCCUCUCAGUGACAAGUUCAUUAAGCAGGCUACAUCCUGUGGGAUUGUGGAAAGUAUCAUGAACUGGGUGAAGUUCAAGGCUCAGACCCAGCUAAACAAGAAAUGCUCAAGUGUUAAACACACAAAAAUCAAAGGAGUGCCCAAACUGGAUGAUGCCAACGAUGCAGGUGGGAAGAACUCCAUCGGCUGCACACUGAUCCUCACUGAGGGAGACUCGGCCAAGACACUUGCUGUGUCUGGGCUGGGAGUGGUCGGCAGGGACCGCUAUGGCGUCUUCCCUCUCAGGGGAAAAAUGCUCAAUGUUCGGGAGGCCUCACUCAAACAGAUCAUGGAGAAUGCUGAAAUCAACAACAUCAUCAAGAUCCUCGGCCUUCAGUACAAGAAGAACUACAGUGACCCAGAAUCCCUCAAGACCCUGCGUUAUGGCAAGAUCAUGAUUAUGACAGAUCAGGAUCAAGAUGGCUCCCACAUUAAGGGCCUUCUGAUCAACUUCAUCCACCAUAACUGGCCAUCACUGCUGCGACACAACUUCCUGGAAGAGUUCAUCACCCCCAUCAUCAAGGCAUCUCACAAGAAAACUCAGCUGUCUUUCUACAGUAUCCCUGAAUUCAACGAGUGGAAGGAAAACCAGCCCAAUUUCAAAUCUUGGAAAAUAAAAUACUACAAAGGUUUGGGAACCAGCACAUCGCAAGAAGCAAAGGAGUACUUCUCUGAUAUGCAGAAACACCGUAUCCCAUUCAAGUACUCUGGACCUGAAGACGAUGAAGCUAUCACCCUUGCCUUUAGCAAGAAGAAAGUGGAAGAGCGUAAAGAGUGGCUGACCAACUUCAUGAACAACAGACGCCAGCGCAAGGCUCACAACCUGCCUGAGGAGUACCUGUACGGUCAGACCACCAAAUCUCUUUCGUACAAUGACUUUGUCAACAAGGAGCUGGUCCUUUUCUCCAACUCUGACAAUGAGAGGUCAAUCCCCUGCCUGGUGGAUGGUAUGAAACCAGGCCAGAGGAAGGUGCUGUACUGUUGCUUCAAGAGGAAUGACAAGCGGGAGGUGAAGGUGGCCCAGUUGGCCGGCUCGGUGGCUGAGAUGUCAGCCUACCACCAUGGAGAGGUCUCUCUGAUGAUGACCAUUGUUGGUUUGGCCCAGAACUUUGUCGGAAGCAACAACUUGAACCUGCUGCAGCCUCUGGGUCAGUUUGGAACCAGGUUGCAUGGUGGCAAGGACUCCGCCAGCCCUCGAUACAUCUUCACCAUGCUCAGCUCCCUGGCCCGCCUCGUUUUCCCAUCUGUGGACGACAACCUGCUCAAGUACAACUAUGAUGACAACCAGCGCGUAGAGCCGGAGUGGUACAUGCCCAUCAUCCCCAUUGUGCUGGUGAACGGCUCCGAAGGUAUUGGCACAGGCUGGGCCAGCAAGCUCCCCAACUACGACAUCCGAGAGAUCGUCAGCAACAUCCACCGCAUGCUCAACGGUGAUGAGCCUCUGCCCAUGCUUCCAAACUACAAAGGCUUCAAAGGGACAAUUGAGCAGGUGAUGGACAACCAGUACAUCAACAGUGGAGAGGUGGCCAUCAUUGAUUCAACCACCAUUGAGAUCUCUGAAUUGCCAGUCAAAACCUGGACGCAGGCCUACAAGGAGAACGUGCUGGAGCCAAUGUUGAAUGGCACAGAGAAGGCCCCUCCUCUGAUCACAGACUACAAGGAAUACCACACUGACACCACUGUGCGCUUUGUGAUUAAGAUGACCGCAGAGAAGCUGAGUGAAGCAGAGGCUGCUGGUCUCCACAAAGUCUUCAAACUACAGACCGCCCUCACCUGCAACUCUAUGGUUCUGUUUGACCAUGUGGGCAGCCUGAAGAAGUAUGAGUCUGUGCAGGAUAUUCUCAAAGACUUCUUUGAGUUGAGGAUGAAGUACUACAUGCUGAGAAAGGACUGGUUGGUCGGCAUGCUGGGGGCAGAGAGUGCUAAACUCACCAAUCAGGCCCGCUUCAUCCUGGAGAAAAUCCAGGGCACCUUGGUCAUUGAGAACAAGCCAAAGAAGGAACUCAUUCGCAUGCUGCAGCAGAUGGGCUACGACUCUGACCCAGUCAAGGCUUGGAAAGAGGCUCAAGAGAAGAACCAGGAAGAAGAGGUGGUGGAGGAAGAGGAAGAGGAGGAAACGGAGAAGGACACCAGCGGGCCAGACUACAACUACCUGCUGAGCAUGCCCAUGUGGUACUUGACCAAAGAGAAGAAAGAUGAGCUGUGCAAGCAGAGGGAUGCUAAGAUGACAGAGCUGAACACGCUGAAGAAGAAGUCUCCAGCCGACCUGUGGAAGGAAGACCUCGCUGCUUUCUGCGAGGAACUGGAGAACAUUGAGGCCAAAGAGAAGGAGAACGCCAGCAUGCCCAUCGUUAAAAAGGGGGCUGGAAGAGGCAAAGCAGUGAAGGUGAAGCAAGAGACUCUGCCCACACCACAGGGUCGCCGCGUCGUCCCGCGUGUCACCAGCACCAUGAAAGCUGAAGCUAACAGGAAGGCUGAUCUCAAGAAAGGAGAAGGCAAGAGGGGCAGGAAAGUCAAGACUGAAGACGUCGUGAUGAAGAUGGAGUUUGGAGAAGAUGCUGAGAACACAGAGCCAAGUGAAGAGAUGGGCUUGGCUGCACGACUUGGCAAGAAAACUAAAACCCAGACAAAGGAAAAAGCAGCAGCAUCGAAGACCAGCAAGCAGGGCACUCUUCAGUUUCAACCCGUUGCCAAGAAGACCAAGAAGAAUCCGUGGUCAGAUGAGGAGUCUGGCAGUCUGUCCAACAGUGAAAUCGAGGCAGAGGAAGUGGCUGCCCCCAGAGAGCGAGUCGAACGCAAAACUAAAGCUGCGGUGAAGUACAACAUGUCCGACAGUGAAAAUGAAUUUGAUGACUGGGGAAAGGAGGGCGCUCCAAAGCGGAAAGCUGCCAUCAGCGACGAUGAUGAUGACAGCUUUGUCCCCGAGCCCAUGGCUGACAGCGAAGUUGACUCUCCAGCCCCUCCCCCCAAAGCUCCAGAACCCAUGAAGAAAACAGUAAAGAGCAAAUCUACAGUGAAACAAGCUAAAACCACUUCAAGCUCUCAAUCAGAUGAUCAGGUGCCUGCACCCAAGGCUCCAGUUCAACGUAAAACAAAGGAGGCAGCACCCAAGAAGGCUGCUGCUGCUAAGAAACCAGCUGCACCCAAGAAGAAGGCUACAGACGCAAAGCAGCCAUCCAUCCUGGAUGCUCUGUCCAAGUCCAAACCUGCGUCCAACACAGCUGCCAAGAAGGUCCCUUCAUUUGACUCCAGUGACUCAGAGGGUGAAGUCAAAGCUCCAGUUACAAAGGCCAAGCCUAUUGUGAAACGGAAACAGAUCGCCAGCGACGACUCCGACAGCAGCUCAGACAACCUCAUGUCACGCAUCAAGGGCAAAACAACUGCCAACAAGAAAAUCAAGAAGUGGGACGAUGAUGAAAGCUUCCAGGUUUCGGACCAGGAAGAAGCAGCUCCUGUAUCCAAGGCACCGCGAGACAAGCCCUCACGUGCCCGCAAACCUGUAACCUACAACCUGGACUCAGAUUCAGAUGAAGACUUUUAAGGUUCACUCUCUGAGUCAGUUUUAGAUUUAGUAUCGAUAUAGAAAAGUUAUACAGUUUAUGCCAAGCGAUUAAUACGGCAUUGUUUAAUUACUUGAAGAAUGGUUGCAUUUACACUCGUGGUUUAAAAAGACCUGCUGUCCUAAAAAAAGAUUUAUUCUAGCAAAGGUUCUCUUCUGCUCUUUAACAGGAUGUUAAAGAGCAGAAGUCAAAGAAAAAGCUUGGCCUACAUUAUACAUGUGCACAAGUCUAGUUUUAAUCCUGGAAUUACAUACUCCUAGGCUUCUUGAAAUGUCUGUUUGACUCCAUUUAUUUGUGUUUUGUCUUGUCUUGUAAAUAUUUCAAUGGCUUUUCAUGUUAUAUUUAGAAAAAUAAAGUUGUUUUGUAUUAA